Orycteropus afer afer is the source of this 5886-nucleotide messenger RNA. RefSeq names its product zinc finger FYVE-type containing 16 (gene ZFYVE16). The record is from RefSeq and is a predicted model, not a curated record. Lineage: Eukaryota; Metazoa; Chordata; Mammalia; Tubulidentata; Orycteropodidae. Gene Ontology annotation, biological process: endosomal transport; protein targeting to lysosome. Gene Ontology annotation, cellular component: early endosome membrane. Gene Ontology annotation, molecular function: metal ion binding.
GUGAUCUCAUCCAUUAAUAGCUGUAUGCUGCCAACUCCCAAAUCUUUAUCUCAGACUUCUCUUCUGAACUCCAGAGCCUUAUAUUUAACUGCCUAUUGGAUAUCUUCUCCAGGAUGUUCUCAAGGCAUACAAGAGUCAAAUUCUGAAUAAAUCUACGGGUAGGAUGGACAGUUAUUUUAAAGCAGCAGUCAGUGACUUGGACAAACUCCUUGAUGAUUUUGAACAGAACCCAGAUGAACAAGAUUAUCUCCAGGAUGCACAGAAUGAGUAUGAUUCUAAUCACUGCUCAGUUUCUUCAGAGUUGGCUUCCUCACAGCUAACUUCACUGCUACCAAAGGAUCAGCAAUGCAUUAAUAGUUAUACAGCAGCAGAAACAUGCUGUGAGGCAGAUCAGAUUGCCCUGAGUGAAAAAAGACUUGAGGGACUAACUUCUAUACAAAAUGAAAAUGAAAAAAAUGUAGCAGGACUUGAUCUUCUUUCUUCUGUGGAUAGUGGUACUUCAGAUGAAAUCAAGCCUUUAUAUAUGGGGCGAUGUAGUAAACCUGUCUGUGAUCUGAUAAGUGACAUGGGUAACCUAGUUCAUGCAACUAAUAGUGAAGAAGAUAUUAAAUUAUUGCCAGAUGAUUUUAAGUCUAGUGCAGAUUCUUUGAUUGGAUUGGAUUUAUCUUUACUGUCAGGUACUUUCUGUAUUUCUUCACAAGAUCAUGGUGGUGAUACUGUCACAGAGGAACAGAAUGAUGUCAACUCUGAAUUACAAAAUAGAGAAAUGUGUGGAACCAAAGAAUCGAGUAUAAACAUAGAGACAACACUUUCAGAUUCAUGUAAUUUCAGCGGAACAGAAAAUUUAAAGAAUAAAGAGAUAUCUGACCAGCUAGAACCUAUUGAUUUUAACAUACCAUCUGAUUUAACUCAACAAAGUUCCAAAAUGUUUGAUGCCAAAGACAACCUACAACACAAGAACCAGCCUUGUGAAUCAUUAAAAGUUGAUAGCUGUUCGGUAAAAGAGGAGGUGGAUGUAGCAGUCGCAGCUGCCACCAAAUGUUUAAAAGGAGACAGCACAGGUGUUUUGCCUUGUGAUAUGCAAAAAAAUGAAAGUUUAUGUUUAAAUGAUUCUAAUUCAGGAGAUGAAAAUUUCAGAUUACCUGACUUUUCCUUUCAGGAAGAUAACACUACAUUAUUUAUAAAACAAUCUGUAAAAGAAAACUCAAGAAAUUUAGGCAUUAAAGAUAAUGAUGUACUUCAAGAUUCCUCUUCAACUUUACAUGUUUCAAGUGAAGAUAUACAGUACUCACUGUCCUGUCUUCCAGUAUCUGGAUCUUUGUGUGGAUCAUUAAUUGAAAGUAAAGCACAUGGUUAUUGUUUACCUCACAGUGAGCAUAAAGAUAACAUAGAAGAUGUGGUAAUUGUGCAUGAAGACAUGCAAAAGAAUGUUAUUCUAGGUGGGGAACCAUUUAAGGAGACUGAUCUUUUAAAACAGGAAAAAUGUAAAAACAUAGUUCAUCAGCCAUUAACUGAAAAAGUAGGAGAUGGACGAGUAGAUCUUGACCAAACAGUAACCACAGUAGAAUCUUUGAAUUACCCUGAUAACAGCAGUUCCACAGCUACAGAAUCUGCAGUGGAGCUUUCUGGUGCUAGUGCCCUAGAGUUUCCUAAUUAUUGUGAAGGCUUCACUUUUUCAAGCAAUGAUACCAAUGGGCAAGACCUAGAUUACUUUAAUAUUGAUGAAGGCAUAAAAAGCAGCGCAUUAAUUAGUGAUGCUGAACUUGAUGCCUUUCUGACCAACCAGUAUCUUCAGACUACUAACACAAAGUCUUUUGAAGAAAAUGUAAUUGACCCCAAAUCUCAAAUGAAUCAGGUGGCUGUGAAAGGCCUAGAUGAUGAAAACAUCAGUAAUAUCUAUUUCAGUGCUGAAGGAGGAGCUACUGGGGGAAGUCCAGGUAUUAAUAUUUCAAUCGAGAAACAAAAUACAGCAGAAAAUGAUGGCCUUUCUUUAGGGGAAAAAAGCACAGUUCCCACUGAACAAGGAUUAUCUAGCAGUAAGUCUGAGAUUACAAAUGAGUUAUCAACUUCUGAUAUUAGUUGUCAGUCUGUUCAUAUAGGAGGGGCCAGGCCUAAGCAAUUGUUUAAUUUUCCAUCCAAAGAAAGGACUUCAAAGGAAUUGAAUAAACUGGAUGAUCCAAAUAUGUCCGAAAGUGAGUCCACUGUAGCAGAUGCCAUUGCCCCAACCACUGAUGUUACAGAGUCCGCAACUGAUCCUCAGGUUAGCUUCAACUCUAAUUACAUUGAUAUAGAAAGUAAUUUUGAAACUGGAUCCAAUUUUGUACCUGCAAACGAAGAAUCUUUACCUGAAAAACCUUGCAAAGAAGGCUUGGUUUUGGGACAGAAACAGCCUCCUUGGGUUCCUGAUUCAGAAGCUCCAAACUGUAUGAACUGCCAAGUCAAAUUUACUUUUACAAAACGACGACACCACUGCAGAGCAUGUGGGAAAGUAUUUUGUGGUGUCUGUUGCAAUAGGAAAUGUAAACUGCAGUACCUAGAAAAGGAAGCAAGAGUAUGUGUAGUCUGCUUUGAGACUAUUAGUAAAGCUCAGGCAUUUGAAAGGAUGAUGAGUCCAACUGGUUCUAAUCUUAAAUCUAAUCAUUCUGAUGAAAGUGCCAUUGCCCAGGCUCUCCAGGAGACUCAGACAUCCAAUAAUACUUCACCUACAGCUUUACCAAUCUCAGCACUUAAACAACCAAAUGUUGAAGGAUUGUGUUCCAAAGAACAGAAGAGAGUAUGGUUUGCAGAUGGUAUAUUGCCCAAUGGUGAAGUUGCAGAUACAACAAAAUUAUCAUCUGGAAGUAAAAGAUGUUCUGAAGAUUUUAGUCCUCUCUUACCUGAUAAGCCUUUGAUGGUAAACACAGUGGAUUAUGCCCAUUCUACUACAGUGGAAAAAGCAAAUGAAAUCGAUAUUACGAGAAAUGAGAUUAUUCAAAAUCCUAUUUCUCAGGAUCCAUCUGUGGGAAAACUGCCUGUGAACCCUGGAACUGAAGAGUUACCUACUUCUGGUUCUUUUACACUAGAGGAUAAUGUUUUUGCAGAAAUCGAACAACCAUCUAGUCCUACUGGUGGUGUCUUAGUGAACAAUAAUUUAUCUGUUGCUAGUAUUUCAGAUUAUAAACUACUGUGUGGUAUUGGCAAGUAUGUUUCCAAUAAGAUUAGUCUUCUACCUAAUGAUGACUAUAGCUUGCCCCCACUUUUGGCUGCCUCUGAAGAAAAAGAAUCAGUGCCUGUAGUAGAAGAACAUCCAUCUCAUGAGCAGAUCGUUUUGCUUCUUGAAGGCGAAGGGUUUCGUCCUGUUACCUUUGUCCUAAAUGCUAAUCUACUUGUGAAUGUCAAGUUAGUAUUUUAUUCUUCAGACAAAUAUUGGUACUUCUCAACCAAUGGAUUACAUGGCUUGGGACAGGCAGAAAUUAUUAUUCUCUUGUUAUGUUUGCCAAAUGAAGAUACUAUUCCUAAAGAUGUCUUCAAGCUAUUUAUCACCAUAUAUAAGGAUGCUCUAAAAGGAAAAUAUAUAGAAAACUUGGACAAUAUUACCUUUACUGAGAGUUUUCUCAGUAGCAAAGAUCAUGGAGGAUUCCUGUUUAUUACACCUACUUUUCAGAAACUUGAUGAUCUCCCAUUACCAAGUAAUCCUUUUCUUUGUGGAAUUCUUAUCCAGAAGCUAGAGAUUCCCUGGGCAAAGGUUUUUCCUAUGCGUUUAAUGUUGAGAUUGGGUGCAGAAUAUAAAGAGUAUCCUGCUCCUCUAACAAGUAUCAGAGGCCGAAAACCUCUUUUUGGAGAAAUAGGACACACUAUUAUGAACUUACUUGUUGACCUUCGAAAUUACCAGUACACCUUGCAUAAUAUAGAUCAACUAUUGAUUCAUAUGGAAAUGGGCAAAAGCUGCAUAAAAAUACCUCGGAAGAAAUACAGUGAUGUAAUGAAAGUAAUAAAUUCUUCUAAUGAGCAUGUCAUUAGCAUUGGAGCAAGCUUUAGUACAGAAGCAGAUUCUCAUUUAGUCUGUGUACAGAAUGAUGGAGUUUAUCAAACACAGGCCAACAGUGCAACUGGCCAUCCUAGGAAAGUGACAGGUGCAAGUUUUGUGGUAUUCAAUGGAGCUCUGAAAACAUCUUCAGGAUUUCUUGCUAAGUCCAGCAUAGUUGAAGAUGGCCUUAUGGUACAAAUAACUCCAGAGACCAUGGAUGGCUUGCGGCUUGCUCUACGAGAACAAAAAGACUUUAAAAUUACAUGUGGGAAAGUUGAUGCAGUAGACCUGAGAGAAUAUGUGGAUAUCUGCUGGGUAGAUUCUGAAGAAAAAGGAAACAAAGGUGUUAUUAGUUCUGUGGAUGGAAUGUCAUUACAAGGAUUUCCUAGUGAAAAAAUAGAACUGGAAACAGAUUUUGAAACUGAUGAGAAGAUUGUAAAGUGCACUGAGGUGUUCUACUUUGUAAAGGACCAGGACAUACCCAUUUCAGCAACUCAUUAUCAGUUUGCAAAAGAAAUUGCCAUGGCUUGUAGUGCUGCACUGUGCCCUCAUCUGAAAACUCUAAAAACUAAUGGGAUGAAUAAAAUUGGACUCAGAGUUUCCAUAGACACUGAUAUGGUUGAAUUUCAGGCAGGCUCUGAGGGCCAUCUUCUUCCUCAGCAUUAUCUAAAUGAUCUUGAUAGUGCUCUGAUCCCUGUGAUCCAUGGUGGGACCUCCAACUCUACUGGUUUACCAUUCGAAAUAGAAUUGGUGUUUUUCAUUAUAGAAAAUGUUUGUUAAUGGGAGGAUGUGUCACAUUAAAUGUUACCAAUUGAUUUGUUGGAACUCCAGCACUAAAACUGAAGUGCUUUGCAUUGACUAUUUACCAUAAAAGUAAAUGUAUCUGAUAUUUGAAACAUGUAAGCUUUGCUUUUUAGGCAGGAAUAAUCUUUUAAAAUCAUGAGCACAACAUUUAAAAUGCUAAAACUUUAAAGAAUUCAGUUUUUGAAGCUUUACACUUAACACAAAUACUAAAAGAACAAGAACUCCUCCUGUCCGAGAAAUUUGUGUCAUUUACUAUGUCAUUAAGUGCUAAGCCAAAGUAUCUGCACUUAGGUAUACCUCUUUAUGCCAAUAAUGGUUUCAGUGAAGUCUAUUUUCAGAUGUGAUGUUGUGGAGGGAAUGCCAGUUUUGUGUAUGUGCCAGUUAGAUUGCUGACUUCUAAAGUCUGUUAGAAAUGUAUGUCAGUGGCAUAGGCCAGUUUUCAGAUCAUAGACGGGAAUGAUAAUUCUUACAUAAACCAGGUAAUUUGUGUGAUUGGAGUGGAGAUCUACCUCCAUGAUUAGAUAAACUCUGAUUGUUUGGAUUAAAAUCAGAAUUUUGCCUUUUUUCUUCUCAAAUUACUUUAUAUUCACAAACACACAUACACAUACACUUAAGUUUUUUCUUGAUUAAAUGAGUAUACUUAAAAUAAUUGUGGGUGCUUCAGGACCUUGUGCUUCUAUAUUUAAGUAUAUUGUUUUUAUAGAGAAAACAUGAUUCAGUAUGUGUUUUAUAAAUCUUUAAUAAUUUAUAAAUAGGUAAUAUUUUUCUAUUACAGUGCAUUAUUUUCCCUACUUUCCUUCCAGAUUAUACCACUGUAUUUAUUACUUCUAAAAGUGAGUGACAGCAGGCCAGAUGACCCUGGAAGUAGUCAUUAUGUAGCAAUAAAUGAAGCAUGAAGCGAGCUUUCUUUUACUUCCACUUUAAUCCUUAGAAAUUUCUUGGUAAUUCUGCAUAUUUUCAUGGAUAACGAUGUAUUAGGUAUACAUUUUAAGGAACUAAUUACCUUUGCAUAUUUAAAUUCUUUAUAUGGUAGUUAUUUUUUAUAAUGAGAUACUAACAUAAGUUAAACUCUGUAU